Molecule: messenger RNA, 720 nt
Organism: Vigna unguiculata (cowpea)
Lineage: Eukaryota; Viridiplantae; Streptophyta; Magnoliopsida; Fabales; Fabaceae
Molecular function (GO): zinc ion binding; nucleic acid binding
Source: RefSeq, a predicted model, not a curated record
AUGAAAGCAUGGGGUGAUCCUAUGUCGAACCAGAUAGUGUUGGACAAGGUAAUGCAGACUUUGAGUGAGAAGUUCGAUUACGUAGUGGCGGCUAUUGAAGCGUCAAAAGACCUCUCCACAAUGAAGGUUGAAGAGUUACAGGAAACUCUUAAAGCCCACGAACAGUGGCUGCUUGAACGCGAUCAACAAAAAGAGAAUGAUCGUGUGUUGCAGGCCAAAGUGAAUUUCAAGAAAGAGGGUGGCAAGAAACACUGGAAGGGCAAAGAUAAAAUCAAGAAUCAUUGUAAGGGUAGAGGUAAGCAGAAUGAUUCUCACAAUUGUAAUUCUGAUAGUGAUAAGGGUGUUGAAAUUCAUAAAAAGAAAGGAGGAAAGAGUGUGUGGAAGGGCAAAGGAAAGAAAAAAUUUGAUAAAUCAAAGGUUCAAUGUUGUAAUUGUGGAAAGUGUGGUCACUUUCCUUAUGAGUGUUGGUCUAUAAAAGGAUCGAAAGUCAGUGAGGAAGUGCAUAUAGUAGAGGAAGAAGGGAGUUCUAGUUCUGAACAUGUUAUGCUCAUGGCAACAAUAGAACCAGAUUCAGAAGAUAAUAAUUGGUAUGUUGAUACGGGGUGUUCCAAUCAUAUGACUAGACAUAAGGAGUGGAUAGUUGAUCUUGAUUCCAAUAUCGAAAUCAAUGUCAGAUUUGCAAAUAACAGUUUUGUUAUGGCUGAAGACUUGGUAAUGUAG